Molecule: messenger RNA, 2798 nt
Organism: Ochlerotatus camptorhynchus
Lineage: Eukaryota; Metazoa; Arthropoda; Insecta; Diptera; Culicidae
Gene: mio
Product: GATOR complex protein mio
Exons: 6
Coding region: 169-2739 (856 amino acids)
Biological process (GO): positive regulation of TORC1 signaling; cellular response to amino acid starvation
Cellular component (GO): cytoplasm
Molecular function (GO): protein binding
Source: RefSeq, a predicted model, not a curated record
GUGCGCUUUGAUAACAGAAAAUCUCACCGGAAAACUGAAAAUUCCAUCAAGUUAAAAGCAUUUUCCUCAUCCGUGAAGUAAACUGCCGUUUUUGCGAGUGGAAAUCGAUUAGAAUAGAUUGGUGCAGUAAUAUGAAAGCUUGAAUAGGGUACGACAACAAAAACAACCAUGACUCAAACCGUAGUCGAACUUCACUGGUUUCCCAAGUAUCCGGAUCGAUUCCUCACGGCAGCCGGGUCGGAAAUCAACCUUUACCAAGUGAAGCAUCGAGAUCUGAUCGAUCAUGGCAUUAAUACCAGUGAGUUGCAUAUAAACUUGAACAUUUCGAAAAACACCACUGCCACGCUGAUUGCCUUCGAGACGCGCUAUCAGUUCAUCCGGUCGGUUGCACCGUCCUACCACUCGACGGGGGAGAUUCUGUUCGCAACUGGGCUGCCAAAUGGAAAGGUGGCACUGUGCAAUUUCGCCUCCGAGAAUAAUGUGGAAUUUACACCGAGAUUGUCGCGUCCGUGCACAUGUCUCGCAUGGAGUGAGCUGGAACCAAGUCUGCUGGCAAUGGGACACGAUCGAAAUCGUUCGGAUCACUGCAUCACCAUCUGGGAUACGGAACGGGGCGUUCCGAAUCAGUCGUCAAUCCUUCAACUAAUCGGCCUAUCGGAAACGGCACAUUCAAUCUGCUGGGAUAAGACUUUCCCGCAGGUCAUGAUCGCCGGGAUGAGUCACAAGCAUAUUAAGAUGAUGGAUUUCAGACAAAAUCCCGCGAUUGUAACGGUGGCCAACGCCCGCACCGUCAACGGAUUGUGCAUCGCUCCGAACGGUCGCUACCUAUCCAGCUACGUAGACAACGUCAUCAAUUUGUGGGAUUUGCGUUCGCUCGAUAAACCCAUCAGUCAGAUUCAGAUGCAGAAGAACAUUACCCACCUGUCGUGGUGUCCAACGCGCUCUUCUGUUCUGACCACGCUGCAACGAGAUUCACCGCUUAUCAACUUGAUCGAUCUACACUGGCCCGGCUCGGAGAUGGACGGCGGAGAUCCACACUCGAUCAAGCGGUUCGUUUCCCCCUUUCAAGCACGAACCGGGAAUCGAAUGCCUACCAUGGGCUACCUUUCGUGGCAUCCGUUCGAUUUGGAACGAAUGUUGGCCCUAUCCGGAACGGGGACCAUUUGCGACUACAGAAUCCCUCAGCGGGUAGCAAUCUCAUGGGACAAUAAUAACAAUCUGUACGGCAACAACGGGAACGAGCUGCAGCAGUUUACAUCGCCUUCCCCACCGACGUCUCCUACAGAUUCGUUGAACCAAUGGGACUGUGGAAUCGAUAGCUACGAGGAAGACAUCGCUGAGACAAUCCAGAAAAGGGCACUAAACAACUACGGACUGACGGCGGAGAUGCAUCGUAACGGCGAUCUCGCUGGGAAUGCAAAUCUGCGAGGAGUUUGGCGUCUGCUCAGUCACAUGAUCAAAGAAGAUUGCAAACUCGGUUUGAACACUAUCCUUGGAGUUUGUAGCGCACCGGAUGGGCCGGCAAUGUCCCGCUCGGAUCCGGUCAUGAUGAAAUGGCUCGAUUUCAGUAUCGGAAGCGGCCUGGUAGUUUACCGAAGCGAACACCGAGACACAGCUCAGCUGCUUUGCGGAUGGACAUUCGAUCGGAGCAAGGAGUCCUCGUUCCUAGCAUUCAUCGAUGAACUUUGCUCAAAUAAGGAAUACACCCGCGCAGCUCUGAUUGCUUGUUUCCACUUUCGGAUUAAGCAGGCCAUCGACAUCCUUGGUCGUGGAGCAGAACAAUCAUCCGAUCCUAGCUCCCUGCUCCGAGUAGCGGCCAUAGCCCUGUCCGGAUUCAGUGCCGAACGUUCCGGCCUUUGGCGCAAGCAAUGCGGUGCUGCCCGAACGCAAAUCGAUGACCCGUACCUCCGGUGUAUGUUCUCCUUCCUGGCGCAUGAAAAAGACGGCUUCGAAACCGUAACCAACGAAACGGAGAUUUCCCUCUGCGAUCGGAUGGCUUUCGCUUGCAACUUUCUCUCGGAUCUCAAGCUUGCCGAGUACAUCAAAGGCAUGGUCGCCAACUGCAUCGAAUCGGGCGAUUUGAACGGGCUCCUACUGACCGGUGCCACCAACGAUGGCAUCAAGCUUCUGCAAAGCCACCUGGAUCGAACGGAGGACGUCCAGACUGUAGCGCUGAUUGCCGCUCGCUUCCUAACCUCGGAUCUGCUCACCGACUACCGCGUUCAGUACUGGAUCUCCACCUACCGGGACCUGCUCGAUAUCUGGGGCCUGUGGGAACAGCGUGCCCAGCUAGAUAUAACUCUGGGGCGAAUCCGUUCGCCGCCACAGAACUCGCGCUCCGUGUUCCUGCUGUGCAACUUUUGCGGUAAGAACGUCUCGAUGGCCCUGCAGGAGGAUGCCCGCCUUCGGAGCAAUGCGGCCGUUAUGCAUAAGCUGUCCUCGUGUCCGAACUGUCGGAAGCCGCUGCCACGGUGUGCGCUGUGUCUACUGCACAUGGGAACGACGAUGGGUGCCAUCUCGCAAGGGCAUGCCGCCCAGGGCCAGAUCGGCUGGCAAUCGAAGCCGUUCUCCAAGUGGUUCUCGUGGUGUCAGACCUGUCGACACGGUGGCCAUACUGAACAUCUGGCUGAGUGGUUCAACGAAAACACCGAGUGCCCGGUUACAUCGUGCAGCUGCAAGUGCUUCGCCAAAGAUCUCCCGAUGCCGCAGUUUCCACGCGAGAAAGACACCCUCUCCUGAUAUCAACUGGCGACGUCCUUCUAGAAGGGAACGGAAAAACUUAAUUAGCACACUCAAAG